CAUUAGAAUUGCGUAUAUGUGACAUUUGACAGUUGUCGGUGAAAAAAACCUCCACGCGUGCUCUCAUGAAUUUUUUGUAGUUUUUAGCGUGAUUUUGCAGAAAUUCAUGAAUAUUUUAUAAGUAAAAUCGUGAAGAAAUGGACGAUUUAUAUAGCAUCUGCAAUGCCACAUUCAGGGGCUGCGUGGACAGCAUCAAGGGAAUCGCAGUGGUUUUCUACCUGGACAGGGAGAUGAACAAGAAAUCUCGAUCUUCUCGGUCCAAAUCUACAUCGAAUGAGCGACUGAACCUCACAGGAACACCCUCGACGGUGCGAAAGUCUGGGAUCAGCAAGGAAGCAACGAAACGCGAAGAAGAAUCGAUGGUGUGGAAGCGUGUCCUGCAGUGCAGUGCCUUAAAUGGGGGCGUCUUCUGGGCGAGUAUCGCCAUCUUCGAGUGCGUCAUCCUGCCUGCACUCAAGGUUUUGCUGACGUUCAUGCUGUCCAACGAUGGAUUCGGAAUGAAUGUGUGGAGCUGGAUGCAGCCCUUCUUGUCGCUCAUCUUCAGAAUGAUCUGGGUGCUGCCGCUGUUUGCCCUCAGCAAGAUCGUCAAUAGCCUGUGGUUCCAGGACAUCGCCGACUCGGCGUUUAAAUUUCGCAAAGGACGGCCUCAGUUGAUACCCAGCAUCAGCAAACUCAUCGCCGACACACUGUUCAGUCUCAUCGUUCAGGGCCUGUUCCUCGUGCAGAGCAUGCUCGUGAGCCUCUUACCUGUGAGCUACGUCGGCACGCUGCUCUGCUUUGUGCACAUGUGCUUGCUGUACUCGCUGUACUCCUUUGAGUACAAGUGGUUCAACAUGGGCUGGGAGCUUCACAAGCGCCUCACGUACAUCGAGUACAACUGGCCCUACUUCGUGGGCUUCGGAAUGCCUCUGGCCAUCGUCACGCAGCUGCCCAACUCCUACAUCGUCAGCGGAUGUGUCUUCUCCAUCCUCUUUCCCUUGUUCAUCCUCAGCGGCAACGAAGCCACACCACUGUCAACGACCAAACAAUAUCCUCUGAAACUCUUCUCGCCUGUUGUCGCCAUCUCGAACACGCUCUUCAGUCGCACAAUGCCCGUCCACCGGGCGGCCGGAGCAACGCCAACUCACCCAAACACCGCCCAGCCGUCGAAGAUGAAGCUGAAGUAGGCAAUUGUGUCUAGGAAUCGCGAUAAAGUCUGUGAUUUUAUCAGAUGGAAGGCGCGCGCGCGACAUGCUUAAUGACAUGACCAGAGAAUUUAACUCUAAAAACCUACAGUGAUACUGUUGGUUUCCGGGAGGGGAACUUAAUAAAGGACUGACUGAA
This is a messenger RNA of Phlebotomus argentipes, 1323 nucleotides long. It is a transcript of the gene tank, whose product is annotated as etoposide-induced protein 2.4. Gene Ontology annotation, biological process: macroautophagy. The transcript has 4 exons. Gene Ontology annotation, cellular component: endoplasmic reticulum. The record is from RefSeq and is a predicted model, not a curated record. NCBI's taxonomy places the organism in Eukaryota, Metazoa, Arthropoda, Insecta, Diptera, Psychodidae. Bases 138 to 1166 code for a protein of 342 amino acids.